This is a messenger RNA of Gasterosteus aculeatus aculeatus (three-spined stickleback), 681 nucleotides long. RefSeq names its product growth-regulated alpha protein. NCBI's taxonomy places the organism in Eukaryota, Metazoa, Chordata, Actinopteri, Perciformes, Gasterosteidae. Gene Ontology annotation, molecular function: chemokine activity. The record is from RefSeq and is a predicted model, not a curated record. Gene Ontology annotation, cellular component: extracellular region. Gene Ontology annotation, biological process: immune response.
CAGAGAACAUUAGGGACACAGAGGGGGGGGAGAUUCCUCAAACGCUGCAGACCACACAGGACCCCGUCUCUGCAAAAGCGACAGGCCUCUCCCAUCACAGAAAUUCAUCCUUGGAGACAUCUCACUCUCCUCUUCCACCCAGCGAUGAAUACGGCAACCCGCUGCAUCAUUCUCCUGGCCUGCGCCGCCAUUUGCACUUCCAACAGUCCAAUUCUGAACUGCCGCUGCGUUAAAAACAGCGAUGCCGUGUCUCGCCAUCUCAUCGCUCGCAUAAAGCAGCUCCCGCCUCGCUGGUACUGCAACAGGGAAGAACUCAUUGCCGUGCUGAAAGAUGGGAGAGAGAAGUGCCUCGCCCCCAACGGGAGGUUCGCCCAAGCGAUCAAGAGAUAUAGAACGCAGAGGGCAAUGACUCGCAAGACCAGCACCACCGGCCCCAAAACCACCGCGGCAUGAGGGCCCACAACGAUUGCACCCUGUUAAACUGUCCGUGACAGCCCUGUUUGAGAUGUAUUCAAGCUUGCCAGUAAUAAUGUGAAGGUUGGUAAAGGUGACAGUUUGUGGAACUGUUUGUAUUUCUACACCACACUGAAUGUAAUUGUCUGUAACGGCUGACCAUGAUGUACAACACUGACUCCUCAAACGUGCUGAAAAACUCCAAUAAAGAUGAACUGUAAAAGAAAA